This is a messenger RNA of Tachyglossus aculeatus (Australian echidna), 1009 nucleotides long. It is a transcript of the gene NSMCE1, whose product is annotated as NSE1 homolog, SMC5-SMC6 complex component. Gene Ontology annotation, molecular function: ubiquitin-protein transferase activity. Lineage: Eukaryota; Metazoa; Chordata; Mammalia; Monotremata; Tachyglossidae. The transcript is spliced from 8 exons. Gene Ontology annotation, biological process: DNA damage tolerance; double-strand break repair via homologous recombination. The record is from RefSeq and is a predicted model, not a curated record. Bases 56 to 844 code for a protein of 262 amino acids. Gene Ontology annotation, cellular component: Smc5-Smc6 complex; nucleus.
CGGGGAGGCCGAAGCCUGUGGAUCUGCGGAAGACAGGGCAGGGUUCAGUCCCACAAUGGCCAACAACAUGACCGAUGCCCAUCGCCGUUUCCUGCAGCUGCUAAUGUCUCAUGGAAUAAUGGAAGGGUCAGAGGCUCGAAAAUUGCACCGACACUGCUGCGAAAAGCAUAAAGUGUACUAUGCUCACGACAAGUUGGAUGACUUCAUCGGUGUUAUUAACAGACUUCUCCAGCCCUUGUUUAUGGAGAUCAGGAAAGGAAUGUCUGAAGACGAAGGGAAACCUUAUUAUGCUUUGGUGAAUCUCACCGAAACUGAAAUAACUAAAAUGGCUACUGACUAUGCAGAAAAUGAGUUGGAACUGUUCAAAAAAACUAUGAGCCUGAUUAUCUUAUCGGAAAACGGGUUUGCCUCUUCCACGAGCAUCUUAAACCUGUCUGAUCAACUUCAGACAAAGAAAAUGAAGAAGAAAGAAGUAGAGCAAGUGCUGCAUAAUUUUGUCCAGGACAAGUGGCUCUCUGAGAGAGAAGGCGAGUAUACCUUACACACCCGCUGCAUCAUGGAGAUGGAGCAGUACAUCCGCCAUUCAUACCAAGACCUGGUGAAAAUCUGCAACAUCUGCCGAAGCCUUGCCAUCCAGUGCCAGACCUGUGAAACCUGUGCAACUGGAAUGCACUUACCUUGCGCUGCAAGGUAUUUCAAAGCCCAGGUCGAACCACACUGUCCUUUCUGCAACGAGUUCUGGCCUCAUGAGAUACCAGAAAUAAGUCAACCCGAUUCCCAGUUGCCUUGUACCUCCAAGGGAGAGAGAAGAAGCAAUUCAUCUUCAGGAAAAAGGAGACAUUAGAAUUCACUAUGUAGUUGGAUUUGUUGCAUUAUAAUUUCAUAUCCAGCCGUCAUACAGAGAGUAAAAUGACCCUACUGUACAAGGGGUAAAGUUAACCGCUUUUCUACUAAUUUGUUUUAUUUUUAACUUGAAAAUGACCUUUCAAAUAAAGUUGUUCUAACUUGA